Messenger RNA from Zonotrichia albicollis (white-throated sparrow), 7388 nucleotides. The record is from RefSeq and is a predicted model, not a curated record. NCBI's taxonomy places the organism in Eukaryota, Metazoa, Chordata, Aves, Passeriformes, Passerellidae.
UUGGAGGGUGAGAGUGUCACCUCUCCAAUGACACUGGACAAACCAAUAGUCCAUCAAAUUUCUCCUCUUUCAGAAAAGAAUGCAAAACUAUAAUUAUUUAGAGAAAAUCACAUGAGAAAGUGCAUUACAAGAAUGUAAACAUCAGAAGGCUUAGAAGAUCUUAGAAGAACAGGGUAAUAGAUCUCUCAAUGGAUCUCCCAUCCCAUGAAUUUCUUUCUCCACUUUCUUUAGCUUGAGUAUUCUGUAUUUCUGUUUCACAGCAUCUUUUUAAUACUUCUAGCUUCUGAAUGUGUAAUUAACCACCCACCAAAUAAGUAUCUUUAUAGCCGAAGUGCAUGUUCAUUCAUUCGUGUGAGAACUCCCACAUUAAAGUGAGAAUUGUUGUAAAACUAUUCAUUCUAGUAUCAUCCUUACCCAAAGCACAGUGCUCUCUUUUUUAUUUUUGCCUUUUUUUUGGUUUUUUGUUUGUUUGUUUGUUUGUUUGGUGCUUAUUGUCAUUAAAAUGUAGUGUCUUCUGGAUUAAAUCAUGUGACAGGAUAAAUUCAGUAACAAAAUUAUGCCUUAUCCUUAUAGUUUGCUGAGAGAUAUAUCCCUUCUCUUAUUAGUAACUACCAUUCCCCAGUACACAUAUAAGCUCAUCACUCUCAGACUCACUUGCUGUAUCUUUUGACUUUAUGUAAUGCAGAGACUCACAUAAACUAAGACUACUCUUAACCCUAAGGGGUUUCUUUGCAUGAUGGCUCCUCUGUUGCUUGUUUUAUCAAUCAAUAACCAACUGAAACUCAACUUCAGUUUUAAUCCACCAGUUCUCCCUGGGAUACAACAUGCAAAUAGCUCAACAUAAAUCAUGUGCCUGAAAAUAAACAGUACUCCAAACCUUUGCAACAGAAAGAAGGAAAAAAGAGGGUUAAUAAAACCUUACUCAUUUGGAUACCUGCUUCAAGCUUUUUUUCUUUGGAAGUGCUUUUUACUACUUGAAAGAUUUAUUAAAAGGAUAUAUAUCCCUAGGCCAAUUUUCCUAUAAAACAUGAGCAUGAGACUUCCUUAGGGACAUGACUAUGUGAAUUUAUUUCAUUUGAAGAGCAUUAGAAAGGCAAAAACACAAAGAGAAAGUGUCAGGAAUCUGACUCAUAACAGGAACAUAAAGAUUAACCACUUUCAUCUGUUUGCCUGACUAAUAGAUAAAGAAAAAAAGAGCCUUGAAUACUUUCAAGCAAAGUCUGUAAAGUUAUUCAAGAUUUGAGUGGCAGUGAAUAAUCCAGGGAAACUACAUCAGUGGUGGAAGUUGAGAAAUGCUGUUUAAUAAACAAAAAUACAAUGUGAUACACAGUGUGCAACUGACAGACUGGAAAGUUUACCUGUGAUCAUUAUUUUUUUGGCUAUAUUUCAUGGAACCCAUAAGAUACGGAUGGAAUGCUGCAAGACAUAAAAAUGUUUCCCUUUGACAACCUAAAAAGCAAGUGUAAUUUCAUAGUUCUGUUCAUAUGUCUAUGUCUAUCUCAUAUCAGUAGACUAAGACAUAUUUGACUAGUAAGCUAAUUAUUUUGAUGUAAUUCCUAUGAGUAAGGUCCCUAGAACUCCAGUAGGAGAACUAUUUUUUCUUCUUCUGGAUGGAGAAGAAAGCCUAGACAAAUUACAGAGUUAAGUUAAUAUUUUUAUGUACCAGAUGUUUCAACUGAAACUCAAAUGUAUUUUGUUUUUCUCUCAUGUGAUAAUCCAGAAUUUGUUCUUUGCCUCCCCAGCAUAUGUCAAAAGCAUUCACUGGGAAAUAUGAAGAUAAGAUUCUGUGAAAACCUAACUAAACCAACCUGUUUAAUUCUUCUACUUCAUGCUCAGAAAUUUAAUAAUUAACUAUAAAUACUGACAAUGACUGCUUUUUCAAUAUAGCUUUUUUUGGGAGAUAGCUCUGGUUUUCUGUAAAUUGACAAAAUAAUUGUGAUCAUGAUAUGAACUAAGACAAUCAUGACAGUUUUCCAGAUUUCAUUUUAUGAUAUGCAAGUGUUCAUACAUCUUCAUGCAGGUAAAAAAGCUGCCAUACAUGCCAAAUUAAUGCAUCUCUUACUGCAAAAAAAUUAUUUAUGUACCAAAAUAUGAAAGGUUCAAGUAACGUUAAAUAUGUCAAUGCCUAUGCAUGAUACAUUGAAGAGCCCAGAUUUUAAUUAUUAGAAAUAUCCAAGACUUAAUUUCAGUUAUUGAUAUAAUUGAAAUAAAAACAUGAAUAACAAUAAUCUAAAGCAUUUUCUACCUUUUUUCCUUAUAAUUGCUUGAUAGCUUGUACUACAUGGACAGGUGAUAAAAAAGCUAAAUCACUUUCUUGGGUUGCAGUAUAAUAUAUAUUCAUUGAGUGACUUCUGAAGCAUAUUUAGAAAAUAUAGCUUUUUGGAAUGUACUGUCUUUUAUAUUUAUCUAUUUAGGUGAAGUAAAGAUAGAAUAUCUAACUUAUCAAUGGUUCACAUCAAAUUAUCAAUUUAAAUAUUAAUGCGGAUUUCAAAAUUACUAAGAUUUAUAACAUGGCAAGAAAUGAUGCAAUUCUCCUCAAAUCAGAAUAUGUGAAUAGGCCUAAUCAGUUAAGAGGUAUUAAACACAGAAGAGAUAGCAUUCUAUCUAUAUAUUACUUGAUUAAAACUAUUUUAUAUGAAAAUAUCCCAUCUUUUAGAGCAUGUAACUAGACAGCAAGUAGCCAGUAUACCCUAUAGAUGAUUUCAUAUAUUUAAUCAUAAGUGAUGCAUUUCUAGACUCUCAGAAAUUGCUGAAGUUUCAUCUGUCCUAUUCUAGAUGAAGAUUUCUAGGCAUUUCUUCCCAGUGCUCUCUUAAGCAGCACAUACUCAGAUCAAUGUCUGGAUAAAAAUGAACUGUGUCUUCUGUUUGAUUUAGAAUAGUUUUUGUCUUUUUUUUAUCACUGAAAACUGAGAAAAAAGGUGAGGCACCAGGGAGUUUUCAGUCCAGCUGUUGUGGCACAGAUCAAUAUUUAAAAUGCACAGUGGCGAUUUUUCUUCCCUUGAAAGUAGGACUUUGUGCCCUGAAUUCUGGUACUGUUAAAUCCAAGACUUUAUCAGUGUUAAACACAAACCCUAAUAUUGGUUUUUAUCCAGAAGCACUACUCCACUGACAAACUAAACAAAACAGUAAUAUACUUCAGUCAUCAAGUAAAUAUAACAGUAAUAAAAUUUUUAAUUUGUGUUUGAUUUUUGUGCUUCCCUGGAGGAAUUUUCAAGCUAUAAUACUUUAUGAAUUAGGAGUUAAAACAAUACAGCUUGAGGGAAAUAACUCCUUCAAUCUUAUUUCUUGAUUUCACAGAGUUAGAACAACAAACUUUUGAGAGCUCAUGAGUGCAUGGGUAAAGCUGGCCAAUGGAAAGGUUCCUGAUUGAAAAUAGGUUUCAUCAUUUUCCUAGGGAUAAAUCUGCUCCUAAAAGAUUACUUAGUAAGGUACAGGUGAAUUGCAGGUGUUCUGUGUAUCAUCUUAUUGCCACCAACUUCUCAUGUGUGAGGUUUAUGAGCCAGAUGACAAUAUGCAAUUUUGCUGCCAUAUCCCUCUCCUACAUUUCACCAUAAAGCUUUUAAUUCUGUAAUUAUGUCCUGAUGCAGUGUACUCUGUGACACCCCUCCCAAGUGGGCAGAUGUUCCUAAGCAGAUCUCUUAUGUUGUGAAAGGAAUCUCCCUUGGGUUUAGCACUGUCAGACUGCAUUAAGAGCAGGUAUGAAAGGUAAGAAGCAGAUGUGUCGUGCUAUUUCUGUUUGACACACUGUACCUCCAGCCAAUGUUUUCCACUGGUAGAGCAACACUGAGCCAACAGGCUAAUGAAUGGAGCCUGCAGAAUACAUUGUUAACCUGCAACCUCACCCAGUCUCCAUGCAGUCUAUUAAGUCAGUACUCCUAUUAUUCACAUUUUUGUGUUUACUGCUGCUGAUACAUUUGCUGUUGUACUUUAUUUUGCUCCCAGUAAUAUACAGCUGUCUCAGAACCAAAAUACCAAGGUGAGUGGACCGGCACUGGAGGGACAAGAGGAGGAGGCUGUGAGGGGCAGUUGGUGACCUGCCGACUUACUUGCACGACGAAGCUUGCAGCAUCUCCCUUUCCCUCUGUCUCUCACUGACGGCCCCAGAGCACAUCUGCGUCACAUGCAAGGGAGGGGGCGGCUUGGUGAGAGGCGCCGAGAUAGACAGAAAAUUGUAUACUGAGGACCUUGACAGCCUCACGGGCGGGAUUUUUUUUCCCCUCCUACGUACAGUGCAUAUAAAGGAGCCCCGAUUUCUUCCUGUGCCAGCUCUCAGGCUUUGCCAUCCCAGAUAACGGCAGGCAUGGGACUCCCCAGAGAAACGGGAUGGGAAGGCGGGAGGUGGAGAGAGGCUUCCAGGUGACUUUUUCCUCUCCGCCUGCACUCGGUCACGGAGCUCUAAGAGACUGAGGAGGUGCCACCUGCCUCCCGCUGCGGAUGCUGCCGCCGCCGCUCCUCUCCGAGCUCUAGCUCUCUCCCCCGUUAAUCAGAUUAGCGCGUCCUAGCAGCCUCCCUCACCCGCUCUUCCCUUGCAAGUGUCCGUCUCCCCUGAGAGAUGUCUCUCAAUUCUGCUUCUCUCUCCUCCCCUUUCCACUGAUCACCGUGCAGUCCUCGUCAGCUCUGGGCAUCUCGCCCUCUGUCUUUCUCCCUUUCCUGCUGGGUGUCUCUACCUCCUCUUGGCUCUGUGCAUCGCUCCAUCCAUCCUCCCUCUCUCUCCGCACUGGGGUGUGCGCGCAUCUCUCUCCGCCCGGCGGCUGCCACCCCUCGCCCUACAAGCCCAGCGCUGCCCGGAGGAGCCGCCGCUGCCGCCGCUGCCGCCGCCGGGCCCUGCUUGGCCGCCGUGAGUGCCGCCUCAGCCCGCGCCCGUCCCCCGCCCGCCGCGGCACCAUGUCCGGCUCCGGCAGGAAAGACUUCGACGUGAAGCACAUCCUGCGCCUCCGCUGGAAACUGUUCAGCCACCCCUCGCCGGCGGGCGGCCCGGCGGGGGGAGGCUGCCUGCCGCCCGACAGCAGCUUCGAGCACUGGGGACCGAGCCAGAGCCGCCUGCUGAAGAGCCAGGAGAGAGGCAACGGCGUCUUCUGGAAGAAAUCCGCCUCCUCCGCCUCCUCCUCGGCGGCCACCACGGCCAGCGCGCCCAACGGGACGCUGCUGCCCGCCGGCGGCCGGCCGGCCGCUGGGCACGGCCCGGGACCGCCGCCGCCCCGCACCGUCUUCUACGUGGAGUCCCUGGAGGAGGAGGAGGAGGAGGCGGUGCCCGGCGGGAUGGAGGUGGCCCGCGAGCCCGAGAAGCCCCUGGCGCCGGCGGAGCGGGUGGAGGCGCCGGGGGGCUGCGCCGAUGGAGGCAGCCGGGCAACAGGUGACGGAGGCGGGCACAGACUGUCAGGAGCCAGCCACCCAUUGCCACCCCACUGUGACAUGGAUUCCUGCAGCUCCGAGGAAUUCUACCAGGCUGUUCACCACGCAGAGCAAACCUUCAGGAAAAUGGAGAGCUACCUGAAGCAGCAGCAGCUCUGUGAUGUUAUCCUGAUUGCUGGGGACCGCAAGAUACCUGCACACAGACUUGUCCUCAGUUCUGUCUCUGACUACUUUGCUGCCAUGUUUACAAGUGAUGUUUGUGAAGCCAAGCAAGAAGAGAUCAAAAUGGAAGGCAUAGACCCCAAUGCGCUGUGGGACCUUGUUCAGUUUGCAUAUACAGUCUUGUGCUGCAUGGAUGUGGACAAGUGGAAAUUUAAGAAUAUAGCCAGUAUUUUGAUACCCAGAAGCACAGAAGCCAACAGAAAUUCCCUUUCAGACUUUUGAUCUCUAAUUGGGAGCACACACCUGUCUAGACUGAGGCAGAAUAUCUGAAGAAUCUGGCUGCCAAAUUCCAAUUACUGAUUGCACGUGUGAAAAAGUUUUUUCAGCAACUCGUGUCUGUAACCAGCUUAGCUCUUUAUUGUUUCACCUCAGGAAUAGAAAACAGUUUUGACAAAUGGGCAGUUAUUUACUCCCAUUUUCUUUUUCCUGUCAUUACCUUCUUAACUCAAGGAGCUUAAAAAAAAAACAAACCACUGAUAGUUGCUGCUGUUAUAGAGGAGGUUUUCCUUGGGGACAACUGAACAAAUCAGAAAAAACAUAGCUGAACAUGGACUUGUUUGCAAAAAUGUAGAAGUUAAGAAUAUUACAGUGCAAAUAUGUUUAGAUGUGAUUUAAAAGAUGGAACCGUUUCCACGUCUUGUUAUCUGUAAUUCAGUCAAGCUUAUAUUUUUUCAUAAUCUAGUGAAAUUAUUGCAUUUUUACGUGCAUGAAUCAUACAUAUUAAGCAGAAGGUUUAGAAGGAUAAAAGAUAUGUAUCUAUAAUAAGCAUUAUUAUAGGUGAAGAUAUCAUAAACUGAUACCAGACCCUCCACCAAUACAAUCUAAUAUGGUUGCAAAAUAUCAGAAUUAAAGUUCAUCAAAAGGGAGACACCAGACACAUAGGGAAAAAUAGUCCUGGGGUGCAGCAGGCGCAGCAUCCCCAGUUGAGCAUGGGGAGGGGAUUGUCCUUCACUGCUCUGCACUGGGGCGGCCUCACCUUGAGUCCUGUGUGUGGUUUUGGGCACCACAAUAUUAAGAAAGGCAUUAAAUUAUUACUGAGUGUCCAAAGGAGGGCCAUGAGAUUUGUGAAGGGGCUUGAGGAGCAGGUGAGUUCACAUGGUCUGUUCAGCAUCGAGAAGACUGACGGUAAGACCGCAUUGCAGUCUGCAACUUCCCCUUGAGGGGAAGAGGAGAGGCAGACACUGAUCUCUUCUCUGUGGUGGCCAGCACAGAACCCAAGGGAGGGGCCCACAGAUACCUCAGGGGACAUUCAGGCUGAAUCUCCUUCACUCAGAGGAGAUUGGGCACUGAAAGAGGCUCCCCAGGGAAGUGGCCAUGACAUCAAGACUGACAGAGUUCAAGGAGCAUGUGCACAGUGCACUCAGGCACAUGGUGUGACUCUUGGGGUAGGUGCAGGGCUUAGAGCUGAACUCAGUGAUCCCUGAGGGUCCCUUCUAACUCAGCUUACUCUGUGAUUCGGUGGUUCUGUACACAAAUAAAUUUCUAAAUAAUUGGCAAGGUAGAAUGACAUGGUGACCAGGAGAGCAUUAAAUCUUGUACAGCCUUGAUUAGAGCAGCUCCUGAGUGAAGGCCCCUGCCAAUCUAAGAGUACUAACAGAAGCACAGAAAAUUAGACAACCAACGGUACUGAUUUAAAGAUAAUAAAGGGUGUUGAAGUUUCUGUGAAGAUUCAGUGUGAAUAAUUACGUUAUUUUAAAGUCAUGUCAUUGAUGUACCUGUAAAGCAGAAUUCGAUUAAAGCUGAAAAAAUUGACAUGUGUUAAAUAUAUUCUAUAAACUCUGUGUUAGGUCAGUCUUGGGGUUGUUUUGGAAGUG